Molecule: messenger RNA, 1855 nt
Organism: Ixodes scapularis (black-legged tick)
Lineage: Eukaryota; Metazoa; Arthropoda; Arachnida; Ixodida; Ixodidae
Exons: 2
Coding region: 293-1477 (394 amino acids)
Source: RefSeq, a predicted model, not a curated record
GACGCUGUCCGAGCGGGGGACGCGGUAGCGCGCGGCCAACGCCCCCCCACUGGCCACAAGUGGGCCAGCCGUCAUGGGCCUCUGCCGGCCGAGGUCAGGCGCCUUGUUUCUCCGCCUGGCUGCGGGUGCCGCUCACCGCCGCCGGCGCCCAGCCCCACGGCACUCUCCGGGGGACAUGGCGGCCGGCGGCGCCCUCUCGCGGGGCCGGCCGCCUUUCUUCUUUCCGCGUCUAUAAAGCGCAGCGGGAAGAGGAAGCGCGAGUGCGGGCGGGAGUUCCCUGGCCGCGGCAGUCAUGCGUCCACGCUGCUGCUGCCGCGCCGCUCUCGCGGGCCUCCUCUGGACGGCGCUGGGCCUGGCGGUCGACGGACGCGGCACCGGUGAAUUCCGACCACAGAGUCCAGCGACUGUCCCCGAACAGACUCCUGGCCAGACCCACGUGCCUCCGGACGCGCCCCCUGGGAGGCGGAGUGUGCAGUCUCCCUGGAGUCCGUCGUCGGCACGCAUCAGGGGUCGCAUGGUGUCGGGCGCCGCCGCCGAAGCGUUCCGGCCCAGGAGUGUAAAUUGGCAGAAGUUUCUGCACGACUCAAGCUUCGAUGAGCGAUCACGUCGCGCAGCAGCCAAGUCAGAGCCCCGCCACACUCCGCGGCCCCUGCGGCACCAAGACAUCAGGCUUUUGCUGCAACGUCGAGGGAUCGAAAAUUCGAGGAAACCUUUUCGAAAGGCUUUUCCACCGCGUGGACAACCCAGAGCUCCUCUACCAGAGCUGAUCAAGAAGCAAGGACAAGCUCGAAGGAGUUACCGCGGCAGCUCUUCCGAACCUGACGACGGUGUCCUGUCCAGUUUCCGAGAGGUCACCCCGAUCGGGCGGGCGGCGGCUGGACACCGUCGGUCCGCCCGCAACGGAGAGGCGCCUUCCAGGAAGCGCGUCCCUCGACGGGCGGCCUCGGAGUCUGCAGUCAGCUCGAUGGCUUCGACUCGCGGCACAGCGGCCGCCUCAGGCUUCGUCCCCAUCACCGGACCGUUUGGCAGCCAGGAGAUGGCUUAUUCCCCCUUCUUGGAUGGAGGCUCACUCUUUGCGUCGGCCAUUUCCGGUUACCCCAGCAUGAGCCGGCAGUACAGCAAACAAUCGCACAGCGACUUGGAGUACGGCCGAUCGGCAAGCUCUUUCCCGAGUGAGGGAUACGGCUCGCUCGGCAGCGGCAACUUCCAGCUCAUCCGGGGUGGCAUCUACGCGGACAAUCAGGCCAGUUCCAGUCACGUGCCUUACUACGUGCAAGGCCCCAGCCGCGGCUACGGGGGCGCCUUUUCGUACGACGAGGACAGUGAGCCCGUGAUGGGCUUCCAGGGCUUCGAGCAUUUCGGCAACCCACUGCACAACGCGUUGAGCAAGCAGUCGCACGUCAUCGGCGCUUCGUCGGCGCACCCUUCGCGCAGCGCCCACACGAAGGCUGUCGAUCCGCUCACUGCCGCAUCCUAGGUGGCCGUGAACAAGGCGUCGGCAGGUGCACACCCGACAUUAAGUUGACACCCCAAAACUGCGUUGCGAGAUCUCUCUUGCUGCCUUAAUCAGUUCCUUCAGGAACCUACGAUCUCCCGGCUGCCUGUCUGAGAAGCUUUUUCAGCAUAACAUCGAACACAUUGCAAAAACAGGUGUCCCAAACAUGGAGCCUUACGGAAUGACAUGGACCCGGUCGCUCAGAAAUUAAUGGCGUUGCACAACGAAACGUGCAGAUUAAUGCUCAAGAUUUGAGAUAUCACUGUGUAUCGGGUGAGCAACGAAUGGGACAGUCGGACGAAAUGAAGCAGUUACCAAUUUCCCCUUGUCACCAAUAAUAACCUCUAUCCCCUAUGUUGA